AUGAAUUCAACUGAAGUCGAGAAUCGGGGCCCGGGAGGGGUGACGAAUGCAAGAAUUGGAGCAGUAAGCUUAGUAACUGGAGGAGCUUCAGGUUUAGGCAAAGCAACUGUUGAAAGGCUGGUUCAGCAAGGAUCUAAAGUUGUUUUGUGUGACCUACCUGCCUCCAAAGGCAAUGAAAUUGCCAAGAGCAUUGGGGAAGAUCAAGUCAUUUUUGCACCAGUUAAUGUAACUUCUGAGGAAGAUGUCAAAAAUGCUCUAUCACUAACAAAAGAAAAAUUUGGAAAACUGAAUAGUGUUGUCAACUGUGCAGGAAUAGGUGUGGCUUUCAAGACAUAUAAUUUCAGAAAGAAAUCACCCCACUCAUUAGAAGAUUUCACCAGAGUUUUAAUGGUUAAUACUGUUGGCACUUUCAAUGUGAUCAGGCUUUCUGUUGGACUGAUGGGAGACAAUGAACCUGAUCAAGUGGGAAGUCGUGGAGUUAUUGUCAACACAGCUAGCAUUGCUGCUUUUGAUGGGCAAAUGGGCCAAGCUGCCUAUUCAGCAAGUAAAGGAGCUAUAGUUGGCAUGACCCUUCCAAUUGCUAGAGAUUUAGCCACUGAUGGCAUUAGGGUUGUAACAAUAGCACCAGGUCUUUUCAAAACUCCUUUGUUUGAUUCUUUACCAGAAAAAGUUGUUGCAUUUCUAGAAAAAUCUGUUCCUUUCCCUUCAAGGUUGGGAUAUCCAGAAGAAUAUGCUCAACUAGUGCAAAGUGUAAUUGAGAAUCCCAUGUUGAAUGGAGAGACAAUCAGACUGGAUGGUGCACUCAGAAUGCAGCCAUGA
Messenger RNA from Phaedon cochleariae (mustard beetle), 819 nucleotides. NCBI's taxonomy places the organism in Eukaryota, Metazoa, Arthropoda, Insecta, Coleoptera, Chrysomelidae. The record is from the annotation of a GenBank genome assembly.